GUUUAAACAACAAUCGUGACGAUGGUUUUAUAUUUUUCAUGGUUAGUUAAAAUGAACUCAGUUGAAAAUAAUCCUGAAAGGAAUAAAAACCUUCCUAAAGAUGCGGAAACGAUAAUAGCAGUGUUGCAAGAUAUGGGUGUGACGGAGUACGAGCCCAAGGUAGUCCACCAACUGUUGGAGUUUACAUAUCGUUACAUAAGCGAGGUUUUGGACGAAGCCAAGGUUUACGCAAACCACGCCGGUCGUUCCAAUAUUAAUGUUGAUGACACAAAGCUAGCUGUGAUGUCACAAUUGGAUAAUUCAUUCACUAACCCCCCACCCCGAGAUUUCCUGGUUGACGUAGCACGGCAGAAGAACACGAUUGCUUUACCACUCGUCAAGAAUUACUCAGCGGCCCGCCUUCCCCCCGACCGAUAUUGCCUUCUAUCUGUUAACUACCGACUCAAGGGAUCUGCCGAUAAAAAAAAUGUUCGGAAAAACUCUACAAAAUAUUUGACGACUUCGACGCAGAAACAUCUGUUUGCCAACCCCCAGGUUAUCAUGCCUUCCACAAAUGCAAAGCGGAAAUGGCAUGAGAUCGGAAACUACGACACCUAGUGUUGAGCAGCUCUCUUUAUUUUACAACUCGUGGCAGCAAACUUUGAAAAUACAAGAAAUUUGAAAUUUUCAACGAAAAAAAGUUUUUGCCCCUUUUUAUAAAAAUAAUCCCUGAGUGAAACCCCAAGUCAUGUGUUGUCUAUUACUACGUUGUUAUAAUGACAUCCAUGUAGUGCAUUCGCUAAUAAAGAUUCUAGCAUUAA
Messenger RNA from Ciona intestinalis (vase tunicate), 800 nucleotides. Its product is annotated as transcription initiation factor TFIID subunit 9-like. NCBI's taxonomy places the organism in Eukaryota, Metazoa, Chordata, Ascidiacea, Phlebobranchia, Cionidae. Gene Ontology annotation, cellular component: transcription factor TFIID complex; SAGA complex. Gene Ontology annotation, molecular function: transcription coactivator activity; RNA polymerase II general transcription initiation factor activity; protein heterodimerization activity. The record is from RefSeq and is a predicted model, not a curated record. Gene Ontology annotation, biological process: DNA-templated transcription initiation; RNA polymerase II preinitiation complex assembly.